Molecule: messenger RNA, 4706 nt
Organism: Humulus lupulus (European hop)
Lineage: Eukaryota; Viridiplantae; Streptophyta; Magnoliopsida; Rosales; Cannabaceae
Product: pentatricopeptide repeat-containing protein At5g46460, mitochondrial-like
Exons: 5
Coding region: 825-2966 (713 amino acids)
Biological process (GO): RNA modification
Molecular function (GO): zinc ion binding; protein binding; RNA binding
Source: RefSeq, a predicted model, not a curated record
UAUUACAUAUCGUAUAUAGUUAUGGUUUGCUCAUCUCAUUGGAUUUUUUGGGCCCUCAAUCUUGAGCGGUGUGUAAGUUUGUCAUGAUUCUUAUUUACAGUCGUUAUUUUCAACCGAUUUGAAUGAAAUGUUGCAAUAUUACGUAAUUUGUUGUCUUUUAUAGUUGCUGCUGGUUGGUUAUUAUUUCCCAAGCAUGGAUAAAUUUGUGCACCCCAAGUGUUCGAUGAAAUUACCCACACAGAUUUUGUCCAACAUUUUUAUUUUCUUUAAUUUUAAAUUAAAAAUGAUAUUAUUGCCACUCACUAUGAUAUGUUAAGAGGGUGUUUUCAUAUAUACAUAUACGUUUGAAGUUGAAUAAAUAAUUUUUUUUUUUACUGUUUUUUUAUUUUUUCAUGCUCCCAUUGAGGGUGUUACUGAUAUUUAUCAAAUACUAAUAACAUGUUUAAAAUCACAGACUUUAUAAGUAGAGGAAGAUAGAAGUGGCUGGGUGUGUGUGAUUGAGGAGUCAUUUCUUGUUUGUUGUGAAGUUGGAGUGCUUUACAACUUUUUCAUAGCAAUGGAUGGAGCUGAUGAUGAAGCAAAAUGGGGAAUUGUUCUCUUGUAUUGGGCAAAUCUACUUGUGGUGGUGAGCUCUGGUGUGAACAUAGCAGACUGUGUUAUUCAAAACUGAUAUGUGGAAACAGAUAGUUGGAGCACCAAGUAUGUAAGGCCUGGUGAACAUGGCAGACUGUGUAUGUAGCUCAGAAAGCUCUCAGCUUGGAAGCUUUCAGAUCCCUUAAAUACCACAUUUAAAUAACAGUUUCUGUUGUCACUAAUCUUUAGAGAUGCUGAGAUUUCCUGGCCAUUUUCGAUCGAUGAGAAUGUCAUGUUUCUCAGUCUUAUUCUCCUUCACCCUAAACUCUAAUUCUUACAAACCUUCUCUUAAAUCCUUAGGAGGCUUUAUGGGUUCGAUGAGUUAUGCCAAAUUGAGUGAUCCCAAUUACAAGUUGUUGUUUUCAGAUUAUCUUAGGAAUAAAAGAGUCGAUGAAGCUCGGGAAGUGUUUGAUCAAAUUCCUUAUCCGAAUGUGUAUUUGUACUCGAUGAUGAUAUCUGGUUAUGCUAGAAAUUGUCGGUUGGAUGAUGCAUUGAAACUAUUCGAUGAAAUGCCUGUUAGAGAUGCAGUUUCUUGGAAUUUAAUUAUUAAAGGGUGUUUGGAUUGUGGGGAGUUGUCUAAGGCUGCAGAGAUUUUUGAUGACAUGCCUGGAAAGAAUGUUGUUUCUUGGACGACAAUGAUUCAUGGGUUGAUGCUGUUUGGGGAAGUUGAGAUGGCUGAGAUCUUGUUUCAUAAGAUGCCCACGAGGGAUGUGGCUGCUUGGAAUUCGAUGGUACAUGGUUAUUUUAGUAAUGGUAGAGUGGAAGAUGCUGUUAACUUGUUUGAGGUAAUGCCUUGCUGUAAUGUAAUUUCGUGGACUUCGAUGAUCGGUGGACUUGAACAGAAUGGCAAGAGUAAUGAAGCUUUGUCUCUCUUCCAAAAGAUGAUGUGUUCUGGUUUCAAACCCACUUCAACCACGUUGGUAUGUGCCUUGACUGCCUCGGCAAAAGUACCGGCUUUAUAUUUGGGUGUUAAAAUUCAUGGUCAAAUUGUCAAGUUAGGCUACUUCUUUGACGAGUAUUUAUCUGCUUCUCUUAUAACCUUUUAUGCAAAUUGUAAGCAAGUAGAGAGUGCUUGCAAGGUUUUCAAAGAAAAACUGCACAAAACUGUGGCGGUCUGGACAGCCCUUGUAACUGGAUUUGCCUUGAAUGGCAAGCCUGAAAAUGCAUUAGAAGUUUUUCGAGAUAUGAUGAAAUUGGGUGUCCUUCCAAAUCAGUCUUCUUUUACCAGUGCUUUGAAUGCAUCUUGUGCAUUGGAGUCUCCUGAUAGAGGCAAGGAAAUCCAUUCAGUGGCUAUAAAACUAGGUUUGGGAACUGAUGUAUUUGUGGGUAAUUCUCUUAUUGUCUUAUAUAGUAAAUGUGGUAAUAUAAGUGAUGGGAUUUCUGUGUUUAUGAGGAUUGGUGAGAAGAACAUUGUGUCAUGGAAUUCCCUUAUCAUGGGAUGCGCACAACAUGGUUGUGGGACAUUGGCCUUGACUCUGUUCAGCCAAAUGAUGCGUGUGGGGGUCGUGCCAGAUGAAAUCACAUUUACGGGCUUGCUUUCUGCUUGUAGCCAUUCCGGGAUGUUACAGAAAGGAAAAGGCUUUUUCAAAUUUUUUAGUGAAGCGAAAACUUUUGAGGUGAAGCGCGAACACUAUUCUUGUAUGGUCGAUGUCUUAGGCCGAUGUGGGAAGUUGGAAGAAGCAGAGGAGUUAGUUAGAAACAUGCCUUUUGAAGCAAAUUCCAUGGUAUGGCUAGCUUUACUUGGCGCUUGUAGGAGCCAUUCUAAUUUGGAUGUGGCUGAAAGAGCUGCAAAGAACAUUUUUGAACUGGAACCACAUUGUAGUGCUGCUUAUGUAUUGUUGUCGAAUAUCUAUGCUUCUGCAAACAGAUGGAGUGACGUCUCAAGAAUUCGAAUGAUGAUGAAGCACAAUGGUGUUGUAAAACAACCAGGCUCUAGUUGGGUCACUCUGAGGGGAUUCAGACAUGAAUUUCUUUCUGGUGAUAGGUCUCAUCCACUCAGUGAAAAAAUAUAUCGAAAACUAGAUUGGUUGCGAGUUAGGCUGAAGGAAUGUGGUUAUGUUCCUGAUCAGAAGUUUGCUCUGCAUGAUGUGGAGGCUGAACAAAAGGAAGAGAUGUUGUCUUACCAUAGUGAGAGGCUUGCUAUUGCAUUUUGCUUGGUUAGUACCCCUGAGGGGAGUGCAAUAACUGUGAUGAAGAACCUUCGUGUAUGUGGGGAUUGUCAUUCUGCCAUCAGGCUUAUUGCAAAGAUUGUUGGACGCAACAUCGUUUUAAGAGAUUCAAGCCGAUUUCAUCACUUUAGCAAUGGCAUCUGUUCUUGUGGUGAUUACUGGUAGUAUGAAAUAUGUGUGGAAUCCUUUUUCUUGAAAUGAAUGAAAUACGAGUAGGUCUGAGAAUGUCCAAGGAAUGGAAAGACAUGAUUGAGAAGAACUUUAUUGCCUGGUGAUUACAUAUUUUCAUUCUUAAGGAAUUCCCAGUGAUUGAUUUUUUCUGAUAUGAAUUUUUUGAAUUAAAACUCGAUCAGACUGAGUAUGUUAUGAUCUGUAUUUCGAGUGUCUUGAUUUCAGAUAAUAGUCAAUAUUUCAUUCCACGGAUCAUACUUGUGAUGCGACAGAUCAAAAUGUGGAAUGAAAAAAUGGGCAGCCAUCAAUCCAUGCUUAAUGAGAAGAGAAAAUAGUUGGCUUUGAGAUUUGUUAGAGCUGUACACAAAGAUAGUACUGCUAUGAAGACCAUCAAGGUACUCUUUCGAAGAUGACACAAACCACUACCGUUGCUGUUUGCAUUUGAAGUUUGAAGAUUUGAUGAAUAAGUUUCUUAGGUGCAGUGAAAAUGGUGGACAAGAGGAUAGAAGAUUCGAAGGUUGAGAUAAUCACCAAACAGAACCAGCAAAAUGGUGAUCAACUCAAACUCAAUGCCAUAACUCAACAACUCAACCAUCUCAAUUACAGUCAUUCAUUGCUCAAGAGGGGUUUCACUAGGACCAUAAUGAUCUUCUCUCAAUUACUUGAUCCACAAGAUUCUGAAGACUACACCCACUUACAACUCCUCCAAGACCAACUUCACAAUCUCCUCCCUCCAAGGGAGAUGAUAACCGACGACAAAGUCCUCUUACUUGUGAUGCAUGAAAUCAAGAACUGGAUUACAAAGGCUGACAUUCAUUCUGAGAAGAUGAAAGAGUUGGCUUUGAGACUUGAUACUAAAGAAAGAGUUUGUUUUUCUUGUAAAGAGGAAGUGAAGGAGUGGAGUAUGACUGAGGUUUUGAUGAAUAUUUAUGGAUUCAACAAUCUUGAAAGGGCGAAACAUGAAGAGAUGAUCAUAAGGAAGUUGAAGAAGGAAGAAGCUUUGUGUUUGUCAACUGAUCACAGGUCACCGGCAGAGAUUAUUUACAUGAUUGAUGGAAAUCUAAUGGAAAUUAAGAGCAAUCUUGGUGAGUUCUUGCAGGUGAUCAACGAGAUCAGAAACUCGAGUGAAUUCGGUGUAGAGAUGGAGGAAGCUAAUCAUGAGUUGUUGCAGUGGUUGUGCUAUGUUGAGAGAGAGAUCUUUGUUCUGGUUAAUGAUCUGGUUUUUAUUUUUAACAAGUACCCAAUGGAGAUCAUCACAAAGCUUCAAGAGCUUAAAAAACAAGAGCAAGGGAAGGUGCCUUUGGUGGUGUACCGGAUACUGUUUUUACUAGAAGAAAAAAUGGUGGUAGCUGAGGCAGGAGCUGUAGUCUUAUCCAUGAAUGAAGCUGAAUUUGAAUAUUUAAUGCGUCAACUCUUCCUGAUGAUUUUGAUGUGCUCACAUGUUAUGAACAACAUCUACUCUUCAAAUAGUAAUAUUUGUUCUCAGAAGGAAGUUUUUCUUGAGUCUUUUCAUCUUGUUAGAAGAUGUGAUGAGAAAAUAAGUGCUAUGAGAGAGGAGGUUGAUGAGUUGAUUAGAUUCAACUAGAGUAAGCAUUGGUUGAGUGAGUAUAUAGACCAGAGACUAUUCUUAAAAAUGGGGUUUUGAUGUAAUUUUAUUUUAGAGUAUUCAUAAUGUAAAUGUCACAAUCUUGAAUCAGAUUAUUGGCAUGCAUGCAUGGUCUGUUAUGGUUUUAA